Molecule: messenger RNA, 454 nt
Organism: Alternaria alternata
Lineage: Eukaryota; Fungi; Ascomycota; Dothideomycetes; Pleosporales; Pleosporaceae
Exons: 1
Coding region: 106-357 (83 amino acids)
Source: RefSeq, a predicted model, not a curated record
GGGCGGCCGGGCACGGGAAAGUCGCACAACUAGCGGUGGGCGGCUAGACGCGAAAAAACCUCUUCGAGGAGGGAAGAUGGCCCGGUGAGGAAGGAGGGAGAGGCGAUGGGGGUAUUGAUGUUGUUGGAGUGUGGGAGAUGCGCCGGAAGCUUGAUCCUCGUCGUCGCUACUAGGCGGAAGCUACCUGGCCUAGUGCUGGGUCGAUGCUCAUGGCUGUUUAUUGGGCGGAGCACGGCAGCUGUCAAUCUUGUGCGCAUCAGCCACGCUGUCUCAUGCAUGUCCCAACACCCAGUCAGUGGCCUGCACAUGGCCGGCCUCCGCAUCUGCAGAAUGCCACCAGCCAAUGGCCCCCUCUGAAUAUCUUCCGAUGCGCUUUUUGACCCACGUCGUCAUCAGUAUGGCGGAUACGCAUCUGAAGUCGAUGCUGUUGUGUCAUCGUGUUUGUUGUCGUUGU